Molecule: messenger RNA, 1177 nt
Organism: Zeugodacus cucurbitae (melon fly)
Lineage: Eukaryota; Metazoa; Arthropoda; Insecta; Diptera; Tephritidae
Product: N(G),N(G)-dimethylarginine dimethylaminohydrolase 1
Exons: 6
Coding region: 197-1006 (269 amino acids)
Biological process (GO): arginine metabolic process; positive regulation of nitric oxide biosynthetic process
Molecular function (GO): dimethylargininase activity; amino acid binding
Source: RefSeq, a predicted model, not a curated record
AUUGGGUGGAGUUAUCAAAACAUUGUUUGGGAUUUAUUUACGCGAUUCGCUGAACACUAGUAUUUUUGUUUCUUGAAUUAAGUGAAAUACAUAUAUACUUUACAAAUCUUAGUAUCGCAGGGGCUUACAUUUUACAUUUCAAUAUUGUCAUUUAAUAGUAAACAGCUAUAUAUUUAAAUUGAGGAGAAUUGUAUUAAUGCCGCCUCAAAGGUAUACACACGCCAUAGUAGCAAGAAUUUCAGAUUCCCUACAUAACAAUGGAGAAUUUGAUUACGCUAAAGCAAAAACACAACACCAAGAUUUCUGCUCAUUGUUACGGGAUGUUGGGCUGGAUGUCAUUGAGUUGCCGCCAGAUGAAACGUUACCGGAGGGGGUUUUUGUAGAAAAUGCCGCAAUAAUAUGCAAUGGAGUAGCUUUAAUGAGUAAAUCGGACAAUGUAUUGCGACAAAGGGAGGCGGACAGCAUGGAAAUCAUAUUAAAGAAAGAGCUUGAUAUACCUGUAGUUAACCCUAAUAUUUCUAAUGCUAUAUUGGACGGCGGAGAUGUUUUAUUUACGGGUCGAGAAUUUUUUGUGGGCAUAUCCAACUAUACAAAUGAAGAUGGCGCAAAAGCUGUCGCAGUAGCAUUUCCAGAAUAUCCUGUAACACCUAUAAAGGUUAGUGGGAACAAACGCCUAAAAUAUUACAUUUCAAUGGCUGGUCCCGAUGUAUUAUCUGUUAGUACAAGUAUCUACUGUCAGGAAAUUGUUAAACGGAUGGAGCGCGAAGCAAGUUUUAAGUAUCAAAAAAUUACUCUGCCUGAGGAAUAUGCUGCCAAUAUGAUAUACGUUAAUGGUGUCCUCAUACAUCGUUCACCUGAAGAGAUUCCUGUUUCUUAUAAGGUUAUUAAAGAAAAAAUUGACACACCAAGCCGAAAUAUAAAUAUUAGCGAAUUUGGAAAAUUCUCGAGUGGGUUAACUUCGGCCUGCUUAUUAUUGCGCCGAUGGAAAUCAAUACGAAAUAUUUAAAUACUACAGCAGUAGAAUUCGAAUGGUAGUUAAUUCAUUAGAAGUAAUAAUCAUCUUCGCCAAUAGUUGUUUAAUUAAAUAUAAAAUGCUUACAAUGUUAUAUUAUUAACUAGUUCAAAUAUAUACAUACUUAUACAUACAUAUUGUAUAUAUUAUAAAAAUUGUUAUGAA